Nicotiana attenuata is the source of this 370-nucleotide messenger RNA. RefSeq lists its product as uncharacterized. The transcript has a single exon. Lineage: Eukaryota; Viridiplantae; Streptophyta; Magnoliopsida; Solanales; Solanaceae. The record is from RefSeq and is a predicted model, not a curated record. The annotation marks the transcript as partial.
AGUCACUGGGUUGCAUGAGCUAGAGGAUUUCAGGUUCCAGGCUUUCGAGAGUGCUAGAUUGAACAAAGAACGGAUGAAACUGAUGCAUGACAAGCACAUCAUGGAUCGAAACAUCAAAUCCGGAGAGCUAGUGUUGUCAUACAACUCCAGAUUAAGAUUGAUUCCGGGUAAGUUGAAGUCCCGAUGGUCAGGACCCUUCAGAGUAGUGCAAAUGUUCCCAAGUGGAGACGUUGAGAUUGAUUCAGAGGAUGGGAUGAAUAAGUUCACAGUGAAUGGUCAGAGGUUGAAACAUUACCUUGGAAUGGCAAACGGGAAAGGGGACAAAGAGAUAAUAAUGUUGGAAGAGCCCCAGUACAUGAAUGAGGAGUGA